AUGCAGAAUAAAGGAAGGAAGAGGAAACGGAUGUGUAUCAUAUCAUCAUAUGUACUGAUGAAACGUGGAAAAUGUAAACCAGCCUUAACAACGUUUUCAUACGAUGAUGACGUGAGUAUGGAAGAUUCAGGUCUAGCAAAGAGAAGAGGCACGUUCGUCUCACCCCUCACACCCUACACUCCACCUCACAACCUACGCAAUCAGCAGUGA
This is a messenger RNA of Cercopithifilaria johnstoni, 210 nucleotides long. NCBI's taxonomy places the organism in Eukaryota, Metazoa, Nematoda, Chromadorea, Rhabditida, Onchocercidae. The record is from the annotation of a GenBank genome assembly.